GUAGGUGUUUCUCCAAAUAACAAAUAAGAUCGUACCACAGCCCAAUUAAUUGUUCGUAUUAUGAAAACGCUUUGCUGAUUCCAGUUGUGCAAAGGAAAGUAACAAAUUUGUUCGUUAUUUAAACGAUGCACGGAGCGCCCAAGACGACUCUAGGCAACAUGAAAGGUAGCAGAGAUAAAGAAUCCAAAAUCACGACAGUGGUCGCAACACACGGCCAUGGACCCGACCGCCCCCAAGAAGUUGCCUAUACCGACACCAAAGUCAUUGGGAAUGGCUCAUUUGGUGUUGUAUACCAAGCGAGGCUUAUUGAAAGUAACGAGAUGGUGGCCAUUAAGAAAGUCCUACAGGACAAAAGAUUUAAAAACCGCGAGUUGCAGAUUAUGAGGAAGUUAGACCACUGCAAUAUUGUGAGGUUGCGUUACUUUUUCUAUUCCAGUGGAGACAAGAAAGAUGAAAUUUACUUAAAUCUUGUGCUUGAUUUCGUUCCGGAAACUGUAUAUCGUGUAGCAAGACAGUACAGCAAAUCAAAGCAAACUAUUCCUAUUUUGUACGUCAAGCUUUACAUGUACCAGCUUUUCCGUAGCCUUGCAUACAUUCAUUCGCAGGGGACAUGCCACAGGGACAUUAAGCCUCAAAAUCUCCUUCUAGACCCUGAGACAGCUGUUUUAAAGCUGUGCGACUUUGGAAGUGCCAAACAACUGGUUCGCGGCGAACCAAAUGUCUCUUACAUUUGUUCGCGGUACUACAGAGCACCUGAGCUCAUAUUUGGUGCCACGGAUUACACCUCAUCCAUUGAUGUUUGGUCUGCUGGAUGUGUGCUCGCUGAGUUGCUGCUUGGACAACCCAUCUUCCCAGGAGACAGUGGAGUUGACCAACUUGUUGAGAUCAUCAAAGUCCUCGGCACACCAACAAGGGACCAGAUACGCGAGAUGAACCCCAACUAUACUGAGUUCAAGUUCCCGCAGAUUAAAGCUCAUCCUUGGUCCAAAGUCUUCAGACCUCGAACACCUCCAGAAGCGAUAGCUCUUUGCAGUCGUCUCCUUGAAUAUUCUCCCGACAAUCGCAUUUCUCCCCUCGAGUCGUGUGCCCACAGUUUCUUUGACGAGUUGCGCUUACCCAACACCAAGCUACCAAACGGCCGGUCCCUUCCACCCCUGUUCAAUUUCACGGACAAGGAGCUGUCAAUCAAGUCACCGCUGAACAACAUACUUAUUCCCCUCCACGCAAGGAACGCCAACUCUGCUGGAUCCACAGGAGAUUAUAGCAUGGGAAACAGCAUCGAAAACAACGGCAGCACUUCAGCAAUUGGGGCUGGUGGUGUAAUCGCUACAUCAGCGCCACAACCCUAACUUAUGUUGUUUAGUACAUUACGUUUGUUCAUGUAAUUAAACCUUCUUUGUGUUAGGGAAUACAUAGCCUUGACUUUGACCCUUUUGUGCCCGAAUUCUUGUGUUUCUCAAAAUUCACUACAUUGCACUGUAAAUUGAACCUUUAUCUUUGCAAGUGUUACAAAAUCCUCUAUAUUUAUACAAAAGUAGUAAGUAAAAAUUCACACUUAUUUAUUUCUAUAAAAUUACUUUAUUUAAAAAGAUAUCUUCUAUAAAUCUAGCUUUGAAAUAAACUUCUCUAAAGCAAGAAGGGUACUUAAGGGUUAAACUGCUAUACCUCCACACAUCUCAUUUUCUGUAGUGUAUUUUCCAUGUACGAGCCAACACAAAGUUGUUACUUAGUUGGGAUGAGGUCCAUGUUGUACAAGUUGCUGGAGACUAACAAGCUUAACAGCAUCUGCGUCGUAUUAUAAAUAUGUUUUUUCUUGUAAUGUAAAUAGAUAUGGAAUUUCUUUGCUGGCUUAAUACAUUCUUGUUUUAUGUGUGUACACCUUGAUGAUGUACCUUUCCAUGUAACAAAGCAUUUUAAACCUUUUUAUCUUGUUUGAUUUUAUGUAGUGGAGUACACUUUUUAACACCCUCGCAAACACAACUGCACGCUUUCAAACCAAAGCAGUAGCAUUUCAACAAAACAAACUUAUUUUAAACCAUUUCCUCUACUCUAUUUUAAAACCACGUAAAAAUAGGAGAUUUAUUCAACUUGUUGUCAAUGAAUUAUCUCUUAGUAAAUUUGAAUUGUGUUAUUUAACUUAAAACCUAGCGGUCAUGAUGAGAAUAUCAACCAAACUAUACCAGCUGUCUCUACUAUUUCGCAAGUUUACAUCCAAACGCAUGUACAUACCUGCAUUCAAUUUCGAAAAGUAAGCACCAGCGUUUGCAAUUGUUUCGCAAAAGAAAUAUCUUUCGAAAACCAAUCGACCAUUUCUGGCCAUUUUUGUGGCCACUACAAAUUUUAAAAUUUUCUACUAUUAACUUGUUCUUUGUUCUUUUUUUAGUAAAAUAUUUGCGAUGUUGUACGCAACACGUAAUUGCUAAUGUGCAUGCCGUUGUAACGCUAGUUUUGUGGUGGUUUCCAUGUCGACUGCGUAUAAAUGUCACAAUGAAAACUGAUGAUGAAAGUAAACUUUGUACGAGACAAAACUGGUCAUUUUCCACCUUAAAAAAUGAUUUAUCUUUAGUAUUAAUCGACUUUUACUGUCUCUCAAGUGUUUGCUUCAAUUGACACAUAGUUUACCUGUUAAAUUGCGUGGUUUCGUAUUUGACAGA
This is a messenger RNA of Ciona intestinalis (vase tunicate), 2654 nucleotides long. NCBI's taxonomy places the organism in Eukaryota, Metazoa, Chordata, Ascidiacea, Phlebobranchia, Cionidae. The record is from RefSeq.